AUGGCCGCGGCCACCUCCCCUCCCAGGGCGGAGAGGAAGCGCUGGGGCGGCGGCCGCUUGCCGGGAGCCCGGCGGGGCAGCGCGGGCCUGGCCAAGAAGUGCCCCUUCUCGCUGGAGCUGGCCGAGGGCAGCCCGGCAGGCAGCGCGCUCUACGCGCCCAUCGCCCCGCCUGGCGCCCCGGGCCCCGCGUCCCCCGCCGCGCCCCCCGCCGCCGCCGACCUUGGUCCGCGGCCGCCUGUGAGCCUGGACCCGCGCGUCUCCAUCUACAGCGCGCGCCGCCCGCUGCUCGCCCGCACUCACAUCCAGGGCCGCGUGUACAACUUCCUCGAGCGCCCCACCGGCUGGAAGUGCUUCGUCUACCACUUCGCCGUCUUCCUCAUUGUCCUGGUCUGCCUCAUCUUCAGCGUGCUGUCCACCAUCGAGCAGUAUGUUGCCCUGGCCACAGGGACCCUCUUCUGGAUGGAGAUCGUCCUGGUCGUGUUCUUCGGGACGGAGUAUGUGGUCCGCCUCUGGUCGGCCGGCUGCCGCAGCAAGUACGUGGGCAUCUGGGGCCGGCUGCGCUUCGCCCGGAAGCCCAUUUCCAUCAUUGACCUCAUCGUGGUGGUGGCCUCCAUGGUGGUCCUCUGCGUGGGCUCCAAAGGGCAGGUGUUUGCCACCUCGGCCAUCAGGGGCAUCCGCUUCCUGCAGAUCCUGCGGAUGCUGCACGUCGACCGCCAAGGGGGCACCUGGAGGCUGCUGGGCUCCGUGGUCUUCAUCCACCGCCAGGAGCUCAUCACCACCCUGUACAUCGGCUUCCUGGGCCUCAUCUUCUCAUCCUACUUCGUGUACCUGGCCGAGAAGGACGCCGUCAACGAGUCGGGCCAGGUUGAGUUUGGCAGCUAUGCGGAUGCCCUGUGGUGGGGAGUGGUCACGGUCACCACCAUCGGCUACGGGGACAAGGUGCCGCAGACGUGGGUGGGGAAGACCAUCGCCUCCUGCUUCUCCGUCUUCGCCAUCUCCUUCUUUGCGCUCCCGGCGGGGAUCCUCGGCUCCGGCUUCGCCCUGAAGGUCCAGCAGAAGCAGAGACAGAAGCACUUCAACAGGCAGAUCCCGGCGGCAGCCUCGCUCAUCCAGACAGCUUGGCGGUGCUACGCAGCGGAGAACCCGGAUUCCUCCACCUGGAAGAUCUACGUCCGGAAGCCGUCCCGGAACCAUGCCCUGCUGUCCCCCAGCCCCAAGCCCAAGAAGUCAGCCAUGGUAAAGAAGAAAAAGUUCAAACUGGACAAGGACAAUGGUGUGAGCCCAGGCGAGAAGGCGCUGGUGGUCCCCCAAAUCACCUGCGAGCCCGUGUUGGAGGACCGCAGGCCCGAACCCAUCUCGGUGGACGGCUACGACAGCGCUGUGAAAAAGAGUCCCACGCUGCUGGAAGUGAGCACAGCCCAUUUCAUGAGAACCAACAGCUUUGCUGAGGACCUGGACCUGGAUGGGGAGGCGCUGCUGACCCCCAUCACCCACGUGUCACAGCUGCGGGAGCACCACCGGGCCACCAUCAAGGUCAUCCGGCGCAUGCAGUACUUCGUGGCCAAGAAGAAAUUCCAGCAAGCGCGGAAGCCCUAUGACGUGCGAGAUGUCAUCGAGCAGUACUCCCAGGGGCACCUCAACCUCAUGGUGCGCAUCAAGGAGCUGCAGAGGAGGCUGGACCAGUCCAUCGGGAAGCCCUCCCUCUUCAUCUCCGUCUCAGAGAAGACGAAGGACCGUGGCAGCAACUCGAUCGGCGCCCGCCUGAACCGCGUGGAGGACAAGGUGACUCAGCUGGACCAGAGGCUGGUGCUCAUCACAGACAUGCUGCGCCAGCUGCUUGCACUGCGCCACGGAGGCCCCCCUGGGGGCCAGCCCCCCAGCGCGGCGGGGGCCCAGGCCGUCCAGCCCUCGGGCGGCAGCUCCAUCAGCCCCGAGCUCUUCCUGCCCAGCAACGCGCUGCCCACCUACGAACAGCUGACCGUGCCCCACGGGGGGCCUGACGAGGGCUCGUGA
This is a messenger RNA of Budorcas taxicolor (takin), 2013 nucleotides long. RefSeq names its product potassium voltage-gated channel subfamily Q member 1 (gene KCNQ1). Bases 1 to 2013 code for a protein of 670 amino acids. Gene Ontology annotation, molecular function: voltage-gated potassium channel activity. The transcript has 16 exons. Gene Ontology annotation, cellular component: membrane; voltage-gated potassium channel complex. Gene Ontology annotation, biological process: transmembrane transport; potassium ion transport. Lineage: Eukaryota; Metazoa; Chordata; Mammalia; Artiodactyla; Bovidae. The record is from RefSeq and is a predicted model, not a curated record.